Molecule: messenger RNA, 330 nt
Organism: Plasmodium reichenowi
Lineage: Eukaryota; Apicomplexa; Aconoidasida; Haemosporida; Plasmodiidae
Exons: 6
Coding region: 1-330 (109 amino acids)
Source: RefSeq, a predicted model, not a curated record
AUGUGGGAGAAAAUUCUAUUUUUUAUUGUUCUUAUAUUUCCUUUUUUCCACUCAUGUGAAGGACUUAAAAAAGGUAAUGGAGAUUUUAUAAAAAAGAAUGGCGUAUUUUUCCAAAUAGAUAGGGAUAUGAAUGAGCCUCCUUAUUCAGUUAUUAACGUAUUUUAUACAGAAUCUCUUUUAGACGACAAUUUACUAAAUCAAAUCGAAAAGGAAAGGAAAAUGGGAAAAUAUAAAAUACAAAACUAUUUCAGAAAGAGUUUAGAUAACAACAAAUAUUUCAUGGAAUAUUCAAGAAAACAAAAAGAACAAUUGGAGUUUCUACUUGAAUAA